AUGAAAGGGAUAAAUCCUAACACAUUGCUACUACAAAGUUUCAGUCAGUUAAAAUCAUUACCAUUAAAGAAUACGAGUAAAAAAUCAACUAAACAAAAAAUUGAUGUCAUUAAAACUCUUAGGGCUAAAAAUAAGAGUUAUACAAGUAAAAUCACAAAAAAAUCAACUGAACAAAAAACCGAUGUUGUUAAAACUCUUAGGGCCAAAAAUAAGAGUUUAGAAAGUAAAAAUAAGAGUUUAGAAAGUAAAAAUAAGGGUUUAGAAAGUAAAAAUAAGAGUUUAGAAAGUAAUAAUAAGAGUUUAGAAAGUAAAAAUAAGAGUUUAGAAAGUAAAAAUAAGAGUUUAGAAAGUAAAAAUAAGAGUUUAGAAAGUGAAGUAAAAAAGUUGAAAGCUGAAAAUAAGAAAUUGCAAAAUAAAUGUCAAAAGAGUUUUCCUUCUAAUAGUGUUUCAACCUUUUCAAAUGUAAAAAUUGGAAAGGACUUUGAAAACGAAAUUAGUAGGAAUCUGGGUUUUAAAGGAAUUAUUUGUACCGUCAUCGAUGCGUUGUCUUAUUUUCAUGGUUUAUGUCAUCAAGUUGUAAUUACCAACGAAAAAGAAAUUUAUCAAUCUAUCAUUAACAUGAUCCCUUAA
Molecule: messenger RNA, 630 nt
Organism: Dentiscutata erythropus
Lineage: Eukaryota; Fungi; Glomeromycota; Glomeromycetes; Diversisporales; Gigasporaceae
Source: the annotation of a GenBank genome assembly